AAAAAGAUCAAGCCUUUGACACCCGAAGAACUCGAAAAAUUUGAAAAGGAACAAAAAAAGAUGGGUGUUUGCUACUUGCCCAGAAUUCCUCCCUUUAUGAAACCAAUGCGUGUAAAGGCCCUUCUUUCCGAGUAUGCUGAGAUUGGUAGAAUUUAUCUUCAGCCAGAAGAUCCCAAGAUCACAGCACGUCGGAAAAAGUACGGAAAGAACAGAAGAGUUAACUAUGUCGAAGGCUGGGUAGAGUUUAAGGAUAAGAAGCGUGCAAAGACAUUGUCUACAUAUUUGAACAUGAAGCAAAUUGGUGGAAAGAGAAAGAGCCAUUACUACCAUGAUGUGUGGAACAUUAAAUAUUUACCGAAAUUCAAAUGGACUCACUUGACAGAACAAAUU
This is a messenger RNA of Phycomyces blakesleeanus NRRL 1555(-), 390 nucleotides long. RefSeq lists its product as hypothetical. The annotation marks the transcript as partial. Gene Ontology annotation, cellular component: nucleolus. NCBI's taxonomy places the organism in Eukaryota, Fungi, Mucoromycota, Mucoromycetes, Mucorales, Phycomycetaceae. Gene Ontology annotation, molecular function: RNA binding. The transcript has 3 exons. The record is from RefSeq and is a predicted model, not a curated record. Gene Ontology annotation, biological process: small-subunit processome assembly; endonucleolytic cleavage in ITS1 to separate SSU-rRNA from 5.8S rRNA and LSU-rRNA from tricistronic rRNA transcript (SSU-rRNA, 5.8S rRNA, LSU-rRNA); endonucleolytic cleavage to generate mature 5'-end of SSU-rRNA from (SSU-rRNA, 5.8S rRNA, LSU-rRNA).